UAUAAUGAAUGCAGUGUUUGCUCUUCAUGCAGAAGGUGUACUGUUUCUGACGCAGUCUGUUGCCGUCCCUGACACGCUUACCGGUUAUUUACCGGGCAACAGUUGCAUCAUUUAUCAACCGGUGCGUUACAACAGCCUUACUUUGCAAUACCUCAAGAAUAGGGACUAACGGAUUUGCGCGUGGUUGAGCUCGUCGCGCGUCGCGGUGAGUCAGUCAGGAGGAUCCGCGGUGAGCUCGCGCGCUGUGCGUCAGUCAGUCCUCGUUCUGUUGACGGUACCGGGCGGCAUGGAACGGAAUGCAAGAGCCGAUUAAAUUCUGUCAGACAGUCACAGAGACCGAUACCCGCGUCCGCGUCUUUACCUGUGUUUUGUGUUUCCUGUAAGGCUGGAAAGAUUGACGCGUUAAGAAGGUUAUUCGGAGGCAGCGCUCACCCUGGAAGCACCAUGGCCAGGGGAAGCGAGGAAUCUGGGAAUGGAUCGUGGAAAAAGCAAGUGGAUGACAUCAGGAAGAUUUUCGAGUUGAAGGAAAUCCUCGGGACUGGGGCGUUUUCUGAAGUGGUCCUGGCCCAAGAGAAGGCCACAGGAGACAUGUACGCCGUGAAAUGCAUCCCGAAAAAAGCACUAAGAGGAAAAGAGAGCGGAAUAGAAAACGAGAUUGCAGUGCUUAGGAAGGUCAAGCAUGAGAACAUUGUGGCUCUAGAGGACAUUUACGAGAGCCCCAGUCAUUUAUAUCUUAUUAUGCAACUUGUGUCGGGUGGGGAGUUGUUUGAUCGUAUUGUGGAGAGGGGUUUCUACACGGAGCAGGACGCCAGCGCAUUAAUCAAACAGGUUCUGGAUGCAGUUAACUACCUGCAUUCACUGGGGAUAGUCCACCGAGACCUGAAGCCGGAGAAUCUGCUCUAUUUUAACCCGAAUGAAGAAUCCAAGAUUAUGAUAAGUGAUUUUGGGCUGUCCAAGAUGGAGGACGCAACCAAUGACAUCAUGUCCACAGCCUGCGGGACGCCGGGAUAUGUGGCUCCAGAGGUGUUAGCACAGAAGCCUUACAGCAAAGCCGUGGACUGCUGGUCUAUCGGAGUUAUUGCUUACAUCUUGUUGUGUGGAUACCCUCCAUUUUACGACGAGAAUGACUCCAAACUGUUCGAGCAAAUACUGAGGGCAGAAUACGAAUUUGAUUCCCCGUACUGGGACGACAUUUCUGAUUCGGCUAAAGACUUCAUUAGUAACCUGAUGCAGAAAGAUCCGGAAAAGAGGUUAACUUGUGAUGAGGCUCUUCUGCAUCCAUGGAUAGCUGGUGAUACUGCGCUCUGUAAGAACAUCCACGAAUCAGUCAGCCGACAGAUGAAGAAAAACUUUGCGAAAGCAAAAUGGCGACAAGCGUUUAAUGCCACUGCAGUGAUCAGACAUAUGAGGCGUCUUCAGCUUGGCAGCAGUAUGGAUUCCUCUCAACACAGGAAGCAGAAUCCAACAUCCAUGCCAGGGAAGAGUCAGUCGGUUGAUGUUUCUUCAGUCCACCGCAACGACUGUUCGUCCGUGCAGGCGGCAAACUCUUCCUCGAAGACGGGAACGCCUGAGCGAAAAGCGCGGGCAUCCACGGUCACCACCAUCAUCACCGGCUCAAAAUGACAUCACUUCAUGUGAGACCGCUGACUUGACUAUUGCACUUUGUGGAAAAUCGUGUUUUCUUCUAUUUAACGGUAACUUCCAUUGUCCACAGUCGAACACGUUUUCCUCUCUGGAAAGCCAAUGGCGCGCUACACCUUGAGACUGUCUCAAAAAGAGCGGCCUAUGUAUUUAAGGUGACUGUUUUAACGAGUAAAGCUCACGACUUGAACGUUAAUGUGGCUGUUGAGUGGAGAUUACGAACCUCGAGUUGAAGCACAUCUGCUUUGGGUCGUAAUAGUUCUUAGAAGUUGUGCAGAUAAAACAGUUUUCAUUCAUUAAACCGUUGUUGUAACUUUUUGCUGCUGUGUUUCAACCUGCUGCUCUUUUGAAGGACCAAACGAUAAAGGAUGUGAGAUUUAAAGAGUCUAGAGAAGCUGAUGUAGUUAAUAGAGGCUUUAAACCAAUAGAUAGAAUUAUUGUCAUCCAGUAUGUAUAAACUUUGGUUCUGGAUGCAUGAAUGGUGCAAGUGAAUGAAGGAUGUUAAUAUUGUAUACGAAAUGGAAAUGUGCAGUUUUAAUGGUUUUAUCAACACUUUGUUAAUAUCGAGAAGAUUCUGGAGUGAUGUGUGUGUCUGUCAACAAGGUAUGAAAUGGUGGUAAAGCACCUUUUAAAGAGUUUUUUGUGUAUGUUUUGGAUUUAUUUUGUAAGCUUUGCUUUUUUUAAAUGACUUUUUGGCAUUUACAGUAUAAUUUUGUUCACACUUUAUAUUGCAGUGAUUGUUACGUAGUAAUAUUUUGUGUAAAUGGAAGUAUUUGUUGUCACUAACACUUAAAUGAUUAUUA
This is a messenger RNA of Pimephales promelas (fathead minnow), 2444 nucleotides long. It is a transcript of the gene camk1db, whose product is annotated as calcium/calmodulin dependent protein kinase IDb. Gene Ontology annotation, biological process: protein phosphorylation. The record is from RefSeq and is a predicted model, not a curated record. Gene Ontology annotation, molecular function: ATP binding; protein kinase activity. Lineage: Eukaryota; Metazoa; Chordata; Actinopteri; Cypriniformes; Leuciscidae.